ACUCUCAGAAAUACCACCACCAACAACAACAACUUCAUAGUGAAAGUACAAAAACCAAGCAAAGUUUAGCUCAGCACUCACUGACUCUGCUCUGAUCUCUCUGUCUCUCUCACACACACACACACACAAAAAAAGAAAAAAGCAAAAGAUGGAGAAAAGCAGUGAUGGGUUUGUUCGUGCAGAUCAGAUUGAUUUGAAAAGCUUGGAUGAACAGCUCGAGAGACACCUCAACAGAGCGUGGACCAUGGAGAAGAACAAGAAAAAAGAAGAAGAUGGUACUUUUAUUAACAACAACAGCAACAAUAGUAGUAGUAUUUUAAGUACUAAUAAUAAUGGUCUUAACCUUAUCACCACCACUACUACCGGCACAAAGAUUGUGAAGAAAGAGCGGAAAGAGUGGGAGAUCGACCCCUCUAAACUCACCAUCAAGUCUGCCAUUGCUCGUGGCACCUUCGGUACCGUCCACCGUGGCAUCUACGACGGCCUUGAUGUCGCUGUUAAAAUGCUUGAUUGGGGUGAGGAGGGCCAUAGGACUGAUUCUGAGAUUGCUACAUUAAGGGCAGAUUUUACUCAAGAAGUUGCUGUCUGGCAUAAGCUGGAACAUCCUAAUGUUACUAAGUUUAUAGGGGCAACAAUGGGCACAUCAGAACUACAGAUACAAUCUGAUAAUGGUCCAAUUGGCAUGCCAAGUAAUGUCUGUUGUGUCGUUGUGGAAUAUCUUCCCGGGGGUGCUCUGAAAGGUUACCUCAUAAAGAACAGGAGAAGGAAGCUAGCUUUUAAUGUCGUUGUCCAGCUUGCACUGGAUCUUGCUAGAGGGUUGAGUUACCUUCACUCACAGAAGAUUGUUCACAGAGAUGUAAAAACGGAGAAUAUGCUAUUGGACAAGACACGUACAGUAAAAAUUGCUGAUUUUGGGGUUGCUCGUGUUGAGGCUUCAAAUCCUAAUGACAUGACUGGGGAGACAGGGACACUUGGUUAUAUGGCUCCUGAGGUUCUCAAUGGCAGCCCAUAUAACAGGAAAUGUGAUGUUUAUAGUUUUGGCAUCUGCUUGUGGGAGAUAUAUUGCUGUGACAUGCCAUAUCCAGACCUUAGUUUCUCAGAAGUGACGACAGCUGUGGUUCGGCAGAAUCUGAGGCCAGAGAUACCAAGAUGUUGCCCAAGUUCCCUGGCGAAUGUAAUGAAGCGAUGCUGGGAUGCCAGCCCUGAUAAGCGGCCAGAAAUGGAAGAGGUAGUCUCCAUGUUAGAGGCCAUUGACACAUCAAAAGGUGGAGGUAUGAUUCCCGUUGAUCAGCCUCAAGGUUGUUUGUGCUUCCGCAAGUAUCGUGGCCCCUAAAAUCUCUAGUCCCUUGAACAACUCGGUGUAAUUAUUUUGAAGACCAGAGAAACCUCAAUUGUACUUAACAGUGAAGAGAUUAGAAUUUGGGAUAUCAUGAUGAGAGAAACACAUGGUGGUGGGUAUAGGCUAAGGAGCUGUGCUACAUUUCACUUUGUUGGGUGAAUGUAAAUCUUUUAUUUAUUUUUCUUUUUUUAAAUAUAUUUUUUAGAAAUACCUUUUGGGUUUACCAAAUAUGUGUAUUUAUUUUGGCCUGUCUGUCUUUGUUGGACUGGCCUUAAAACCUCUUUGUAAGAUCUCCAAUUGAUAAUUAUUAUCAUUGCUAUAAUCAAGAUGAACCUCAUUUCUAUCUCAA
This is a messenger RNA of Quercus robur (English oak), 1688 nucleotides long. Its product is annotated as serine/threonine-protein kinase STY13-like. Bases 149 to 1333 code for a protein of 394 amino acids. The transcript has 6 exons. Gene Ontology annotation, cellular component: plasma membrane. Gene Ontology annotation, biological process: protein phosphorylation. Gene Ontology annotation, molecular function: protein kinase activity; ATP binding. The record is from RefSeq and is a predicted model, not a curated record. Lineage: Eukaryota; Viridiplantae; Streptophyta; Magnoliopsida; Fagales; Fagaceae.